AUGCGCAGAGACCGGGUGAAGAAUGGAGAUGAGCCCGGCUCCUCGGGGUCCAACACGUCCUCAGACGUGGAGAUGCAGAGGCAGAGCAUCGAUUUCCAGGUUUUGGCUCGAGUCGGAAUCAUGCUAGGCGAUCGCACAGCACUGGAUGCAACGCAGUUUCGUGACUUCGUCGAGCGUGAUCCAGAUUCCUUCGAGGUAGCCAUCAAGCUUUUCAGGAUGCAGAUGGUCAUGGCCCAAGCCCAGGAUGAACGUGAGUCCACCCCGCCUGGUGCUAGUGAUUGUGAUCCAGCUGACCGGAUG
Molecule: messenger RNA, 300 nt
Organism: Symbiodinium pilosum
Lineage: Eukaryota; Dinophyceae; Suessiales; Symbiodiniaceae
Source: the annotation of a GenBank genome assembly